Messenger RNA from Durusdinium trenchii, 777 nucleotides. Lineage: Eukaryota; Dinophyceae; Suessiales; Symbiodiniaceae. The record is from the annotation of a GenBank genome assembly.
AUGGUUGUCAAGAAGGUCUUGGAGCGCUCCAGGGCGGUCCAGGGGCGUGCUGUGCUCUUCGAUGGGCGUCGUCCUCCCGGCGCCCUUUGUGACCGGUAUCACAUCUUGUUUCAGGUUGCUUGCCCAGUUCCGCAGGAAGUGAGUUGCUCACCUGAUGCCAUUGCUUUCGAUGGAAUGAUCCUUAAAGAUAUCCCAGAGACCUUCUUCCAGGUGGCGUCUACAAGACGAUUCACGUUGCACCAGCAGCUUGACAUGUUGGCAAUCUUCAUCUACCAGGUCUUGAGCGUGAAGGGUGAUGUUGGAGGAGUGGUGGUGGACAAGAGCCUACGCGUUCAUGGUGGCGACGGUUUGGACCAGUGCAUUGCGGAGUACAGCAACAAGCGCCAACUUUGGGUGUCCAGUGGCAUCCCGUUGGCUAUGGGCAAUGCUGCCCUGGCUGCUGGGGCGAAGCACUGCAUCCAAGAGGGUGCUGUCUACAGCAUUGUGGAAACAGGCUUACCCUUUUGCCUGGAGGAUGAAGAUUGGCCUCAGUCCAAAGACAGAGAGAGCAUCAAGAAGCUGGCGACGCUGGCUGCAGCAUUAGGCACGAUGACAGAUACAGACUGGAGGAGCGUAGAAGCCUUUGGCCUGUGCCAUCCAGUGGAGAGCUGUAGCGACACUCAUCUCCCAGGCCUGGCCUGGUAUUACUUUGCCGAGUUCGUGAUGCAGAUGCCAAUCGCUGGGUGGUCGCGGAGGAACUGGCCCCCUGCACCGCCCAACGCCAAGCGGCGAUUGAGC